Lathyrus sativus (Indian pea) is the source of this 1557-nucleotide messenger RNA. The record is from the annotation of a GenBank genome assembly. NCBI's taxonomy places the organism in Eukaryota, Viridiplantae, Streptophyta, Magnoliopsida, Fabales, Fabaceae.
AUGUUGUUAUUUCACGCGCCACCAUUACCUUUUCUUCUUACCACUUUACUCCAUUAUCAACCUCGUCACUAUUCUCGCGCAUUAUCGUCAUUACCUCUUUUCGCAACCAACCGUUCUUUCUCGCAAUCUUGCCGGAGUUCAAUUCUCCCGAUGAACGGAGUAACCAUCGUCACCGAUGACUCCUCCUCUACCUCCUCGCCGGAGCACUUCACCGGCGAUUGGUUAUCCGCUCCUUCACUCCGGCUGCGUGACCAUAGAUUCACGGUUCCUCUCGAUUAUUCUCGAGGCAUAACCUCUUCUCCCAAGAUCACUGUUUUUGCUCGUGAAGUGGUUGCAGUUGGAAAAGAAGAGCAAUCAUUGCCAUAUUUACUAUUUUUGCAAGGGGGACCUGGGUAUGAGUGCCGACCGCCAACUGAAUCUAGUGGAUGGAUUCAUAAAGUUUGCGAGCAGUUCCGUCUCAUCUUAAUGGAUCAGCGAGGAACAGGCUUAUCAACUCCUUUGUCUGUGUCAUCAAUGUCACAGUUCAAGUCUGCAGUUGACUUAGCUGACUUCUUGAAAUAUUUUCGAGCUGAUAGUAUAGUAAACGAUGCAGAGUUUAUUCGCGUUCGCCUAGUUCCAAAUGCUGGACCUUGGACCAUUUUGGGACAGAGUUACGGUGGAUUUUGUGCGGUCACAUAUUUGAGUUUUGCACCACAAGGACUGCAACAAGCUCUUAUGACAGGUGGGAUUCCUCCGAUUGGAGAUGGCUGCACUGCAGAUUCGGUAUACAGAGCAAGCUUUGAGCAAGUUAAACAUCAAAAUGAGAAGUACUACAAAAGAUACCCUCAGGAUAUUAAAAUUGUUCAAGAACUUGUUACUUAUUUAGCUGAACAAGAAGGAGGAGGGGUGGCCCUUCCUUCUGGCGGCAUCUUAACCCCAAGAGGGUUGCAGACUCUUGGUCUCUCCGGCUUAGGAUCUGGAUCUGGUUUCGAGAACAUGCACUAUAUGUUUGAGAGAGUGUGGGAUCCCACUUUAAUUCCAGGAUCACCUAAGAAAAUAAGUCACUACUUCCUAAAUUCUUUUGAAAGCUCGAUAAGUGUUGAUACUAAUCCAUUGUAUGCUCUUCUACAUGAAUCUAUCUAUUGUCAGGGUUCUUCUAGUAGAUGGUCUGCCAGUAGAAUAAGGGCUGAAGCUGAUGAUAAAUUUGACGCAAUUAAAGCUGCUAGAGAAGGACUCCCUGUAUUUUUCACAGGAGAGAUGAUUUUCCCAUGGAUGUUUGACGAGAUUCAUGCCUUGAAAUCAUUCAAAGAAGUGGCUCAUAUAUUGUCCGAGAAGAAGGAUUGGCCCCGAUUAUAUGACACUAAGGCUCUUAAUAACAACAAGGUACCUGUUGCAGCCGCUGUUUACUAUGAAGACAUGUAUGUGAAUUUUAACCUUUCAAUGGAAACAGCUUCUCAAAUAGCAGGGAUCAGACUAUGGAUAACUAAUGAGUUCAUGCAUUCUGGCUUGCGUGAUGAUGGGAACAAAGUUCUUGAUCAUUUGCUGGGAAUGUUAAAUGGAAAGAAACCUCUAUUUUGA